GGCUGUCAUGGCGGCGGGAGACGCGCUCAGCUGGUUUCCAGCGGUAGCUGUCGGAGUUUCUCUGCUAAAAUGUCUUUUCAUCAACGCAUACCGGUCGACAGACUUCGAGGUGCACAGGAACUGGUUGGCGAUCACACACAGCCUGCCGGUGUCCCGCUGGUACUACGAGAACACGUCGGAGUGGACGCUGGACUACCCGCCGCUCUUCGCCUGGUUCGAGCUGGGCCUGUCCCAGGCGGCCCGGCGCUUCGACAGCGACAUGCUGCUGGUGCACAACCUCAACUACGCCAGCCCGCCCACCGUGCUGUUCCAGAGGCUGUCGGUCAUCUUCACCGACGGAGUCUUCAUCUACGCCGUCAGAGAGUGCUGCCGGUGCGUUCGGGAGAAGAAAGGCAGUCGGGACGUUUUAAGCCGGCCGUCCUUCAUCCUGUCCGUUCUGCUGCUGUGGAACUUCGGCCUCCUCAUCGUCGACCACAUUCACUUCCAGUAUAACGGCUUCCUCUUCGGGUUCCUGAUGCUCUCAGUGGCCAAGCACUUACAGUCCCAGCACCUGCAGGGGGCGCUGCUGUUCGCCGUCCUGCUCAACCUGAAGCACAUCUACCUGUACGUGGCUCCAGCGUACGGCGUCUACCUGCUGAGGAGCUACUGCUUCACACAAGACAACAAGGAUGGCUCGCUGCGGUGGAGGAGCUUCAGCCCGCUGCGUCUGCUGGCGCUGGGCGGUCUGGUGUUGUCGGUGUGUGCGGUGUCGUUUGGGCCGUUCAUCCUAAUGGGCCAGCUGCCGCAGGUCCUCUCCCGCCUCUUCCCCUUCCGGAGGGGCCUCUGCCACGCCUACUGGGCGCCCAACGUCUGGGCCCUCUACAACCUUCUGGACAAAGGCGUGGCCACGCUGGGUGUCCGGCUGAAGCUGCUGCAGGAGGCGGAGCUUCCCCGAGCCUCCAUGACGGGCGGGCUGGUCCAGGAGUCCCAGCAUGCCGCGCUCCCCUCCGUGUCCCCCGCCGUCACUCUGCUCUGCACCCUGCUCUCCAUCCUGCCGGCGUUGGCGUCCAUCUGGCGGCGCCCCCGCGGCGCCCGCGGCUUCCUGCGCUGCCUGCUGAUCUGCGCUCUGGGCUCCUUCCUGUUCGGCUGGCACGUCCACGAGAAGGCCGUCCUGCUCGCCAUCCUGCCGCUCAGCUUCCUGGCGGUGGAGAGCAGAGAGGAUGCUGGGAUCUUCCUGGUGCUGGCCACCACCGGACACUACUCGCUGUUCCCGCUGCUCUUCACUCCGGCAGAGCUGCUCAUCAAAGCGUCCCUCAUGCUGAUGUUCACCGUCUUCUCCUUCUCGGCUCUCAGGAAGCUCCACAGCGGCCGCGGCCCCCUGCUCCGCCCCCUGGAGGUGGUGUACCUGUUGGGCCUGGUCGCCGUGGCGAUAGGCUGCGAAGUCGUCUUCCCGCUGUCGCCGUGGCAACAGAGGCUGCCCUUCCUCCCCCUGCUGGUGACGUCGGUGUACUGCGCGGCGGGCGUCUGCUACUCCUUCCUGCGGCUGUACGCGAGUCUGCUGCGGUCCGAGGACAAACCCAAGCGACAGUGAGGUCAAAGGUCAGACGCCCACACUUGGAAUCCCACCAGAUCACUGCAGACACACACACACACACACACCGGAAUUCCCUCUUAUCCACGUUAGCCUGAGGGAGAUGCUCUCAGCCAAUCAGCUGCUCCGGCUGGCUGCUGCGGCCGCAUCACCAGGAAGCAGUGCUGGAAAACACAACCGGCACAGAGCGGCCGAGCCCUCCAACGAGACCAUGGGUUCAAAUCCCGGUCUGCACUCUGACUUCGUCUCACGCCGGAUUACUGAAGACGGAUCAUUAAAUGCUAACGUGUGAAGCUGGAGCAGCAGGUCCUGAGAUCCACGCCUGGAUGGACGCCGACGCGAGCGGUGUCAUCCACUGGAGGAGCGCUGGCAGGUGGAACUUUGUCCUAUGUUUCUGGAUGGCAAUCAUUUAAAAAAACAAAAAAAAAAAAAAAAAAAAAACACCUGAUGCAUGCUGGGAUGGAUUGAUUCCUGCAGUUGGGAUCAAACCCUCCCAAAGUGUUUAUUGCCGAUGGUUCUGAAUCCUGCAGAAUGAGCCAGUCCACAUGUGUGAAACUGGUUUCAGGGGAAAAUUGAAUCUUCGAGGACCAAAACAUGUUCGUUUUUUGCACUUUUAAAUAAAAAGGAUCUGUCCGUCCAUC
Molecule: messenger RNA, 2211 nt
Organism: Salarias fasciatus (jewelled blenny)
Lineage: Eukaryota; Metazoa; Chordata; Actinopteri; Blenniiformes; Blenniidae
Gene: alg8
Product: ALG8 alpha-1,3-glucosyltransferase
Exons: 13
Coding region: 8-1570 (520 amino acids)
Biological process (GO): dolichol-linked oligosaccharide biosynthetic process; protein N-linked glycosylation
Cellular component (GO): endoplasmic reticulum membrane
Molecular function (GO): dolichyl pyrophosphate Glc1Man9GlcNAc2 alpha-1,3-glucosyltransferase activity
Source: RefSeq, a predicted model, not a curated record